AGAAGAAGUCAAACCGCAGCCUGCACCGAGCACCACCAUAGAAGAAGAAGGCUAAACCGAAGAGGAUCGAUCCCUGUCCUGGUUCCGGAGGUAAGACGGGGUCCGGUCCAAACGGACAGACGGACUCUGUCUUCAGUCCGUCUGUCGGGGUUUUACUGGACCUCUUAGAGGGGUUACUGGGGGUAUCAGGUUCCGGUUUAUCCGGUCAGGAGCCGCUCUGUUUGUGACGGAGAGCGCGGAAGGUCAAGCUAAUGCUAAAGCUAACCCAGAACUGAGGGGUCCAAACUGUGGCCCGGGGACCUCUGAGGGUCCGAGGAGGAGGUCUAACGGUCUGUGAGGGGGUUCACUGUUCUGAGGUACCACACCUGGACAGGUAGGACCACCGAGACCAGCAGACCCGGGUCCUGGGAGUCCAUGACUCAGAAUAAUACUGGACCAGAAUGUAGAAAGUCCUGAAUCAGAGACCUUUACAUGGAUCUCUCCUUCACUCACUCAUUGAUUCACUCAGUCACUCUCUGUUGAACCACCUCAGUAACAUCACAGCUGUCCUGGGGAGAAGAGUUUUGGAGGGUGGUAGGGGAAGGUCCCGCCCCCUUCGCCUCUGAUUGGCUGUGAAACGUCAUCACACGCUGAACCCGAGUGCAGGCCAGCGAACAGAACAUUAUCGCUAUUCUGGAUCUCCUAAUUUAACACACUGCGUUUGAGUUACAUCGGAAGUCUGAGCCGAUUUAGCAGUUUAGUUACAAAGUCGGAAAAAGCCAAAUUGGAAAGAAGAUGGCGACAUCUACGAAAGUUAUUUUAGCGUUUACCAUGACUGAAUGUAAGGCAACUGUUGAAAUAACGUUCGUAGGUGUAGCCAUCUUGUUUCAAAUCUCGCUUUUUUCCGACUUUGUAACUGAAACGUUCGUUACUCGGGUGUGACGUCAUUUUCACUCGGACUUUUGACUCCAGAGGAAACUCGAACGCAGAAUAACCCGAACCCGACAGACGAUGAGGUUUCACAGCCGUAAGGAAUAACCAAUCAGAGCCCAGCACUUCUAGCCAAUCAGAGGCAAAGGAGGCGGGACCUCCCUCUAGCAUCAUACAAAAAUCGUCCAGGUCCACUGAGAGACGGAGACAGAGUCGGUCUGACAUGGAGCCUGUUUGGAAGAGAAAGAGAAAGUCCUUCAGAGCUGCUGCUCAUCACUUUUGGUUUCUGUUUGUGUGUGUGUGUGUGCGUGUGUGUGUGUGCGCGUGUGUGUGUGUGUGUGUGUGCAGCCUCGUGUGUACUUCCUGCCGUCCCCCGCCCUGACCAUGGUGCUGAGGGAGGUCCCAGCGGAGAACAUCGCCCGUCCUCUGGGCAGGAACGAGGUCAUCGGUCUGCUCUUCCGCCUCACCAUCUUCGGCGCCGUCACCUACUUCACCAUCAAGUGGAUGGUGGACGCCAUCGACCCCACCAGGAAGCAGAAGUUGGAGGCUCAGAAACAGGUGAGUGUCUCUGGACUCCUGUGGGGGUCGGUGUUACAGCAGGAGUCCAGAAUCCUGGACCGCCACACGGCGCUGACGGACCUGACGGUUCGCUCUCUUUCAGGCGGAGAAGCUGAUGCGUCAGAUCGGCGUGAAGAACGUGAAGCUGUCGGAGUACGAGAUGAGCAUCGCCGCCCACCUGGUCGACCCGCUCAGCAUGCAGGUAAGUCAGAGAGGAGAGAGGCGGGUUACGGAAACCUCAGAGUACCCAUGAUGCAUUGAGGGGUCGAUCUAUGAUGUUUGUGUAGUAAGGAUGUCAAAAUACAGCGAUUCAUGUCGGCGGUCCGAUACAAACGUUUGUGAUGCGACUGCGCCUCACUGCGAUGAACAUCUCACUGUUCGUUCAUCCAGGGGUUAUUAUACUGUUGUCAUGGUAACCCUAGUUGCCCACAGCGAUGAUACUAUUACAUCAUAAUGUCCAAAAAUGACCGGUCAGCUACCUGUUAAUAAAAGAGGUGUGUGUGUGUGUGUGCGUGUGUGCGUGUGUGUGUGUGUGCGUGUGUGUGUGUGUGUAGAUCACAUGGAGGGACAUCGCCGGUCUGGACGAGGUGAUCACAGAGCUGAAGGAGACGGUCAUCUUACCUGUUCAGAAGAGACACCUGUUCCAGGGUUCGAGACUGCUGCAGCCUCCUAAAGGUCAGAGGUCAUUCUGAAGGUCAUGAGGGGGGAGAGAAGGAUGGAGGAGGGAAGGAAAACAUGGAAAAGGAUGCAAGUGAGGAAAGAAGGAAAGAAAGAGAAUAUGAAGGAGGAAGGAGAUAGGAAAAAGGAGAUAGGAGAGAAGGAUGAAGGAACUAGACAGUAGGAAAGGAGAGAAGGAAGCUGAGGGAUGAAGAGAAUAAGGAAAGGUGAGGACAGACCAUAACCUCUUCUGUCGUCAUGGUAACAGGCGUGCUGCUGUAUGGGCCUCCGGGCUGCGGUAAGACCCUGAUCGCUAAGGCGACAGCUAAGGAGGCGGGGUUUCGUUUCAUCAACCUGCAGCCGAGCACGCUGACGGACAAAUGGUACGGAGAGUCCCAGAAACUCGCCGCCGCCGUCUUCUCAUUGGCUGUUAAACUGCAGCCGUCAAUCAUCUUUGUGGACGAGAUCGGUACGACGCACGCACACACACACACACACACACACACACACACACACACACACAGACGGGUGACCAUGACUGUUUGUUGGUCCAGACUCGUUCCUGAGGAGCCGGUCCAGCUCGGACCAUGAGGCCACCGCCAUGAUGAAGGCUCAGUUCAUGAGUCUGUGGGACGGCCUGGACACGGACCACCACUGCCAGGUAAGACGUCCCUGAGUGUGUUUUUAUUAAAUGAGGUGAAGCUCUGCGGUCUGACUGUAGGGGGUCUCACCUUCAUGUACCUUCAAUCAUGACCUCUUUAAACGACCUCAUGAUGGCGGCAGGGGCGGCGUUACAGUGUGUCUCAGAAACAGUUUUUAAAAUUCAGCUGAAGAGCGAGUCAGAGAGUAAAAACCAACGAGGUGAGAGUCAGUGAGGAUGAUGAUGUCACACUGUCGCAUUAUUAUUAAUGAUAAUAGAAAUGAUAACAAUAAUAAUUAUAAUAAAAAUAGAUAAUGAUAACUGAAUAUAAUAAUAUUUAUAUUAUUAUUAUGAUGAUAACACUGUCUGUACCACAGGUGAUCAUAAUGGGAGCCACUAACAGACCUCAGGACCUGGACUCUGCCAUCUUGAGGAGGAUGCCCACCAGGUUCCACAUCAACCAGCCUGUACGUGCUCGCUCUCUCUCUCUCUCUCUCUCUCUCUCUCUCCCUCUCCCUCUCUCCCUCUCUCUCUCUCUCUCUCUCUCUCUCUCUCUCUCUCUCUCUCUCUCUCUCUCUCUCUCUCUCUCUCUCUCUCUCUCUCUCUCUCUCUCUCGCUCUCUCUCUCUCUCUCUCCCUCUCUCUCGCUCUCUCUCUCUCUCUGUCUCUCUCUCUCUCUCUCUCUCUCUCUCUCUCUCUCUCUCUCUCUCUCUCUCUCUCUCUCUCUCUCUCUCUCUCUCUCUCUCUCUCUCUCUCUCUCUCUCUCUCUCUCUCUCUCUCUCUCUCUCUCUCUCUCUCUCUCUCUCUCUCUCUCUCUCUCUUCUCUCUCUCUCUCUCUCUCUCUCUCUCUCUCUCUCUCUCUCUCUCUCUCUCUCUCUCUCUCUCUCUCUCUCUCUCUCUCUCUCUCUCUCUCUCUCUCUCUCUCUCUCUCUCUCUCUCUCUCUCUCUCUCUCUCUCUCUCUCUCUCUCUCUCUCUCUCUCUCUCUCUCUCUCUCUGUCUCUCUGUCUCUCUCUCUCUCUCUCUCUCUCUCUCUCUCUCUCUCUCUCUCUCUCUCUCUCUCUCUCUCUCUCUCUCUCUCUCUCUCUCUCUCUCUCUCUCUCUCUCUCUCUCUCUCUCUCUCUCUCUCUCUCUCUCUCUCUCUCUCUCUCUCUCUCUCUCUCUCUCUCUCUCUCUCUCUCUCUCUCCUCUCUCUCUCUCUCUCUCUCUCUCUCUCUCUCUCUCUCUCUCUGGUCCUGACCUUCAGUGUCUUUGUUUCCUUCAGAGCAUGAGGCAGAGGGAGCAGAUCCUCAAACUCAUCCUGGAGAACGAGAGUGUGAGUGGAACAUGUCCUUCAGCUCCGUGAACAUCACUCAGAACCUUCUCGGGUUCUUCAGCCUGGAGGUCCGACUGACUCGUCUUUACUCUGUCUCCGUCUCUCUGCAGGUGGACAUGUCCGUCGACCUCAUGGACGUCGCCAAAGAAACAGACGGUUUUUCAGGAAGUGACCUCAGAGAGAUGUGUCGUGAUGCUGCGCUGCUGUGUGUCCGAGACUUCGUCCACACUCAGAGCGACAGGUACCGGUCCACUUCACGCCAGAGACGCCAAACACGCCAUCGUCAGCGGAAAGGUCGAUUCAUUUGGAGCUUUCUGUUUCUGCUUCUAAUGUGUGUGUCUCUCUCUCUCUCUCUCUCUCUCUCUCUCUCUCUCUCUCUCUCUCUCUCUCUCUCUCUCUCUCUCUCUCUCUCUCUCUCUCUCUCUCUCUCUCACCCUCCCUCUCUCUCUCUCUCUCUCUCUCGCUCUCUCUCUCUCUCGCUCGCCCUCUCUCUCUCUCUCUCUCAGUCCAUCAGAAGAAGACUACAUUCGUCCCAUCCAUCAGAAUGACCUCCAGAAGGCCAUCAGUAAGAUGAAGAAAUCCAAAUCAGCGGGCGGACAGAGCGUCCUGCUGCACGCCGCUCUGGACUAACCUCACACACACACACUCACACACACACACACACACACACACACACACACACACACACUGACCUGCUGUUGUCUCUACAUGUGUUUAAAGAUGUUCAUCAUGUGCCACUGCUUUGUGUUUUUUUAUGAACCAGCUGAUCGUGAUGCUUUCAGGAACAGAAUCAAAAACUCGCCGUUCUGUUUCUGAAAGUCGAAGUUGAACUUCCUCCCGAGCUUCGCCGCUGUAAAUAAACUCACCCAAACGUUUCUUUUCUUGUUUAGUUGAACUUUUAUCAGAGUGGGUCUGGGUUUGAAUCUGUUUUUGCCUUCAGUUCAGCAGAAGUGAAAGUCUCAGUGAGCGUCACGUUUAGCUGUUACUGUGUCCACAGGGGGGCGCCAAAACAACAGGAAAUGCAUGACCCUCAACAGUCCAGGUGGGUGGUGAAAACCCCCCAGUCUGGUCUGAACUCUCUCUGUCAUACAGACAGCUGUAAUGAGUCUAAAUGGACCUCUGAAGACCUGAUCCAGGUUUUUCUCACCUGAGAUUCUCUGUUUGAACUUUUUCCUCUUUUAACUUAUUUUACAGUCAAUUAAAAAAGUUCAAACUCCAUCAAAUGGAAGCAGAACUUUUCAGUCAUGUUUACUCGAUGAAGAUCCUGAUUCGGUUUUUAAUAAAAACUGAACUGACAGUUUUUUUGUUUUAUGAAAACUCCUCCGACAGGUUCAUGAAGUCGUAACGUCUCCAAAGAUAAAGAGUCCGAGAGCAGAACCGUGUUUUUGUUUUUUUUUACAGUCUGUUGUAAAAUAAAAACUGAUGGAUGAUGAAAUAAAAGAGAAUAUCAGGAUGUGUGCUCGUCUUUAAUAAAAAAAGACUUUCUAAUAUUUAGUCUUCAGAGGUUUCUAAGAAAAAGACUUUCAGAAUAAAAGUCCUCUUAGUCUGCCUUUAGGGGGAAAAAACCAUCACUGAGAAAUAUGAGAUUAUUUUGAAUAAAAGUUUCUGGAGACGAAGUUUCAUGAAAAAGUUUCAGAGGAAAGAAACGAUUUCAGUGUCGAACAGAAAAGACUUUAAAAAACCUCGACUGUCGAAAUCAUCGUCACAAAACGCCAAAAAAAACAACUUUUGAGAGAAAGUUUCAGUUUCGAAGGUUAAAAUAACGUCUGUGAGCGAAAAUACUUCAAAUACUUUAUCGUCUGUCAUUUUUACUGAAGAAACACGAGUUUGUCCUACGGCAACAGUGGAGGAGGAAACUGGCUCUGGAUCCUGGGUUCCACAAAGAUGGGUCCCAAAUGAAGGAACCCUUGUUUUCUUCUUAAAGAGACAGUAGCGGUGAGUCUAAAAUGAGGGUUUUCAGAGACCAGGACUGAGUUUUUGAGGGUAAAUCCUGUAAAGAGUCCUCGAGGUACCAGAGGGACUGAACAGGAACUAACAGAGGACCUCCCAGAUCCUCUGUGGUCCUCUGUAGACCUGAUCAUCGUCUCAGUUUUUCAGUUUCAUUUUCUCCUCUUUGUAAAAUUAAAAGUCGUCUUUCAAAUUAAAGGUCGAUUCCGCGCUCUCGUCAGGUUGAAUGAAUGUUCAGAAACAUUUUGUCGAGUUUCAGGUGAAAAAUUUUUAUUAAAGCUUUUUGAUUCAAAACAUUUGGCAUCCAUCAUUCAGCAGAAACAGGAAGUGAAAGAAAAUAAAAGCACAGAGUGAAAGAGGAAACUGAUUUCAAGUAAACAGGAAACGAUAAAAGCUGAGCGACCAACAUUUGGCACAAAGACGUAAAAAUAAAGAAGAAGAAGAAGCUCUCACCCUGAAGACUAAACUGAAGGUUUAGGUCUCUGAGACUCUUAUUGUGAAGUUCUCCCUCUAACAGGAAGAAGUGCUGGACUCAGCAGCACCUGGUGGCUGUGGGAGGAACUUCAGCUCUGAGACCAAAAACUACGACAGAAUCCAAACGACGACAGAAAAUCAAGUCUAAAGGAUCGGAGUCGUCACAAGAAGAUCCAACCGAAUAAAUAAGAACCUUUAAGAACCCUGAAAAGAGCCGGGUCAGAACCAACCCUGCAGUACCAUCCCUAAAAACCCAUCAUCUCUCUAACCCACUAAUUAACAGCAGACUAACGAGUUCAAUAGUAAAGGGUCAGUUCACCUAAAUCAGCACAAACACAGGAAACUCAAACUCUGAGCGUCAGUCAGCCGGACCGCAAAAAUCAGGAGCGAACGGACGUUUGUCUACAGCGACUCAUCGGUCAGUGAUUCGACACGAACAUCGGGAAUGAACGAAAGUUUAAGGAGGUAAAAACACGGAAAUCAGAUAAACGAUCAGACUCCGUUAAAGAGGAAAGGUUAAUCAAUCGAGUCAGAAAACAAAACCAGAGAGGGUACUAGAGUCAGAGAACGACACAAACUCUACGACCACAGAGACAAACAACAGACACAGCUGCUCUAUCAUGGCCCCUCUACCUGUCGACUCUGUUGUUAAAACAUCAGUGUGUCUCAGGCUGCUCUAUCAAUUCCACUCUACCUGUUGACUCUGUGAUAAAAAUGUCAGUGUGUCUCAGGCUGCUCUAUCAUGGCCCCUCUACCUGUCGACUCUGUUGUUAAAACAUCAGUGUGUCUCAGGCUGCUCUAUCAAUUCCACUCUACCUGUUGACUCUGUGAUAAAAAUGUCAGUGUGUCUCAGGCUGCUCUAUCAUGGCCCCUCUACCUGUCGACUCUGUUGUUAAAACAUCAGUGUGUCUCAGGCUGCUCUAUCAAUUCCACUCUACCUGUUGACUCUGUGAUAAAAAUGUCAGUGUGUCUCAGGCUGCUCUAUCAUCGCCCCUCUGCCUGUUGACUCUGUGAUAAAAACGUCAGUGUGUCUCAGGCUGCUCUAUCCUCGCCCCUCUGCCUGUCGACUCUGUGGUUAGUUUGUUGUCAUGGUGAAACUCUAGUUUUGUUUAGUAUUCAGCAGGUCUCACAGACAGCAGUGUCGGUGUCUUCUGUCAGAUCUAGUCCAGCUGAUCAAACUCUGAUGACCUGAGACUAAAACAUUCGUCCAAUCAGGAGGGACUAAAACAUCAUUUCUCUUUGUCUAGAUCUAUGUCAGUGUUCAGAUCAGGUCAGAGUGAUCUAGGAUGACACUCGGCUCACAGACACUGACACACUCAGGUCUGUCCAUGUCAGUCGUACUAUUGUUUAUGUUUUAUUUUGAAAGGCUAAAGUGUUAGCAUGCUAUCAUUAUCUGAGUCAGUCUGCUCAGUCAGGGGGCGUGGCCAAAAAGGGGCCCAAGUAUCCUGAUCUAUGAUUGGCUACUUGCCCUGACAAAGGCGGGACUUCAGUUUAAAGCAACUAAAAAUCGCUGACAGUAUCUUUACUGUCAAAGUCAGACACUAGUUUGUAUUUAAAAAUGUAGAAAUACGUCAACCUAGAUCAUUCACAAGAAUCAAGUUUUUACAGGAAUAAAGUUCAAAGGCAAACAUUCAACUAUCAAUCAACAAGAAGAGUCAUUAACGGGAAUAAACUCAAUUAAUCAAUCAAUCAAUUCAUCAUAGAAGUCAUAUAGUUUGUGAUUGACACGACCGAUCCCCUAAAAUAAAGUCAUGCAGUAAAGGAAAUAAACCCGUGACCACAAAUCUAGAUUUACAAGAAUAAAGUCGUACAUUUUUGAGGAAAAUUUUUCAUUUACAUAUUUACAAUUAAAAAUAAUCCUAAAGAGUCUUUGACAAGAUUACAGUCCUGAAUAAUCUGGUAAAAUUAGAAUUAAAGCUUCAAACUUCAGAAAAUAAACAAAAUUUAUGAUUAAAUUAAAAAAGAGAAAAAAAAACUGUAGAAAAAGUUUCAAUUCUCCUGAAUAAAUUCAUAAAACGACUGAAAUGUAAAUUUAGCAGAAAAAAAUGUGAAUUGAACUGAGAUUUGAAACUAGAAAAGUCGUUUUCAUAACAAGAUUUACAAGAAAAAAAACUUUAAGCAAAUGUUCUUUUAAAUCCGUCAUCCAGGGUUUAAAUUUAGGAGGAUUCAUCUGUUCUUCACCAGCUCAUUAAAUAAAGAUCGGCCCCCCCCAUGAGUCAGGGCCCCCCAGUCUGAAAGUCUGGACACGGCCCUGGAGCUCAGUGACUUCCUGUUCCUGUUUGGAGGUUUUUAGAGUCCGGAAUAAAAACUCAGGAAGGAAAAACCCGAAACCCUGAAAACAAAAAACUGACCGGCACUCAGAACCGGUCCAGACCUCCAUACGACCCCAGAACCAGACCACAGAAACCAGGUUUCAUGACACUGAGGGUCAGCAGCCAAUCAGCAGGUAGGAUGGCAGCGCUGAACAGGCUGAUUGGUUCGUGACUGUGCGUGAUGACAAACAGGAAGUGGACGUUUCAAAACAAUAACCUGUGGUCAGUUCCUGCAGCGUCCAGCAGAGGGCGCUAAAGGAGAGGAGGUCAUGUGACCCUCUUUAAACCUAAACGGACAGAGUCUCACUGGACUGACUGCUGUUGGGCUGUGAUUGGACACUCAUAGCAGUGGGCGGGGCUUAUGUUUAUUCUAAAGGUGGUUAAGGCUGCGGUCUGAGGAGGGUUCUGGUUCGGACUGGAUCAGCUGACCUGUGUCUCCGCUCAGAGCUCGAUGUUGGGUCCACGCCCACCGCUCCUCCCCUCACACUCCCUCUCAAAGUCACAGCCGUCCAGCAGGUGGCGGUAUGUUAGUCUGACGUCCCGGUACAGCGGCGCGUCCUCUUUCUCUAGACCCGGGAAUCGAACCGGCGUCUCGUUGAUGAGCAGCUGCAGACGCGGCCCUCGCUGACAAUCGUACAGAACGAAGAGGACGUUAGCGGCGUACGGGACGAUCCGACUGGUCCGGAAACUUCUGCCUGUGAGACGCGACAGGAGAGAGACACGGGUGAGAGAAACAGGAGAGAGACACGGGGGAGAGACACAGGACAGGAAGUUCAUCACAGAGAGGGGGCGGAGUCAUUGAGGGUUUCAGGAUUCAGUAAAGACGAAGAAGAGUCGAUAAAACCGAGAAAAACUAAAAUUCAAACUUGGAAAUGAAAACUCAAAGUCAAAACUCGAACCCUCGACUCGACGAAGUUUGAAGAUUCAAAUCCUCAAAAAAGAUUUUUUUAUUUCCGUCUGUUUUUCUUUUUUUUAACUUAUUGCCCUGAAAAAGGAGACGCUCUCUGAUCUCGAUGUUCUUCUAUAUAAAGAAAAUAAAGGGCGUUCUGGUUCUGAUUCUGGUUCUGGUUCUGGUUCUGGUUCUGACUCCAGACCCACAGACUUCGUACCGUGCUGUGAGCGGUAGUUGCUGGCGGUGGGCGGAGUCUGGUCCUUGUAGAGUCCCAGCAGGGACAGAAGGGGGAGGAUCGUCUCGGCGUGACCCACCAGGAUGGAGGCGGGCUCAGGAACGGCGUCCGUGGACCUGCAGGAAGUGACAUCGUUAGUUCAGUUUCCAGUUCUGUCCUUUCAAAUUAAGAGCGAGGAACUGAAUUUGGGUUUUUGAUUGUUUUUAUGAGUAAAUGAAAACAGCUGAUCAAACAGCUGAUCCCUCGUCAGGUGACUCCUCCCCCUCUUAAAGGAGACCGUCACUCACCUGCGAGGACGCCCGGCUUUGUCCAGCGUCCUGAAGAUGUGAUGGAAGAGAGGACAGCUGGACAGACUGCUGAUCACAUGACCAUGAGAGCGUUUCCAGUACUGCUUCAGGUCCGACUUAUACUCCAACACCUGCAGACAGAGUUCAGGGAGAACUUCACACACCUGAGGAGAACCAGGGGGACCAGGAGAACAGGGAGAACAAGGAGACCCUGACCCGGGUCUGCUGGGUUCAUUAGGGUCAGGGUUCGAUGAUGUCACCCUCCCAGGUAAAGGUGGGUUCAGAGCUGGAUGCUGAUUGGACUUCUUUGUUCCCUCUCUCCUUGUUCCCUUUUCUUCUUGCUCUAUAUCCUUGUUCCCUCUCUCCUCACUCUCUCUCCUUGUUCCCUCUGUCCUUAAACCACUUUGAGUCCUUAAACUCCCUUUAAAAUCACCUAUACUAUCUUUAAUGUGUGUGUGUGUGUAUGUGUGUGUGUGUGUGUGUGUGUGUGUGUGUGUGUGUGUGUACCUUUGCGUCGCUCUCAUCAAACAGGAAGCACCACGGCGAGUGGACAGACUUGAUGGCGAGCUCGUAGGAACACAAGAAGAACGCCGCUUCAACCAACUCUACAGGAGGCAGAGAGGGACAAACUUCAGUGUGAAACACUCACACACACCAGUCCUCAGUGUGUGUGAGUGUGUGUGUGUGUGUGUGUGUGUGUGUGUGUGUGUGUGCGUGUGUGUGUGUGCGUGUCUGACCCGGUGUGAGCCGUUGGUGAGGGAGGCCCAGUUUCUCGGCCAUCCUCCUCCUCACUCGCUCCAUCUCCUCGCCGUGUUUGAACUUCUCCACCUCCAGCAGCGCCGUCCGGUUGUUUUCCACGCCCUCCACGAAACCACGGCAACGCUCAAAGAAACGCAUCAGCUCGUCAUCGACCUCAUGGCGGUACUGCACCUCUG
Messenger RNA from Xyrichtys novacula (pearly razorfish), 11158 nucleotides. Lineage: Eukaryota; Metazoa; Chordata; Actinopteri; Labriformes; Labridae. The record is from the annotation of a GenBank genome assembly.